Messenger RNA from Aegilops tauschii subsp. strangulata, 733 nucleotides. Its product is annotated as protein RADIALIS-like 3. Gene Ontology annotation, molecular function: DNA-binding transcription factor activity. The record is from RefSeq and is a predicted model, not a curated record. Lineage: Eukaryota; Viridiplantae; Streptophyta; Magnoliopsida; Poales; Poaceae.
CACACGCACGUACGCAGAGACAAAUUCAAGAAAUAGCUCAGCUUAAUCUGAUCGGUAGAUCGACCGGUCAUGGCGGCGCCGUGGAGCGAGAGCGAGAACGAGAGGUUUGAGCGCGCGCUGGACACGUACGACCGCGACACGCCCGGCCGCUGGGACCGCGUCGCCGCCGCCGUCGGGGGCGGCAAGACGGCCGACGACGUCAGGCGCCACUACGACCGGCUCGUCGACGACCUCCGCCGCAUCGAGGCCGGCGCCAACUCCAAUGGCGGAACUCAUGACGCCGGCAGCAGCAGUAACGGCGCGGGGAAUAACGGAAGCAGAGGAGGGUCAGGGGGCAGCCGGCGGCCCCAGACAUAAAUGAUGGAUGGAUCGGAUCAUGCAAGGUGGUGGGCUGGUCGGCACAGACGACGCUGACAUGAGUCUAUCCUAAUCCUAUCUAGUACAUCUGAUCUGCAUUACAUACAAACGUACGUGGGUGCGUGCAUGUACUAUCUGUCACGUGUACGUACGUACGUACGUACCUACAUGCAUGCAUGUCUACGUGCAAGAGUGCAACACACUGUGCUGGCCUUUUUAUCUGUUUGCGAACUAAUUAACAGUGUGCUAGCUGGUUAUUAGUAACUACGUAUAUGUGUGUGUGCGUGCUGCCAUGUACGUACGUCUACGUUUUGUACGUCUGCUUGUAGAUUGUAAAUUAAAUAAUCCAUGCAUGUGCUUCGUUGAAGAAGAAAAA